AUGUCUUUUUACGUCGGUUCGGAUCAGAUCAUUGAGCAUGGAAAGCCUUUCGGCCAGCAUCAUCGUGCGACGGUCUUCAAUGGUAGCCCUGAUUAUGCGGAGAUCAUCUCUAUAGAAGUUUCUGGACGAAACAUCAAGAGAGUAGAAAAUACUCACGAAGAACGAGGCAAAGUUCUGAUGAUGGGCACGUUUCUGAUCUCACCUGAUAGAAUAGACGCUGACGGUGUUUUAGUGUCUGCAUCCCCUGGCGUGCGAGACCAGUUAAAGAAACUAGCACACAGGCAUCUUGAACAAAAGAUUACUAGUCGGUUCUCCACAGAGAUAUAG
This is a messenger RNA of Penicillium verhagenii, 327 nucleotides long. RefSeq lists its product as uncharacterized. NCBI's taxonomy places the organism in Eukaryota, Fungi, Ascomycota, Eurotiomycetes, Eurotiales, Aspergillaceae. The transcript is spliced from 2 exons. Bases 1 to 327 code for a protein of 108 amino acids. The record is from RefSeq and is a predicted model, not a curated record.